AUGCAGACCAGUGGUCGAGGGGCGGUUCCCUCGACCAAGUCCAACGACGGUCUCUUUGGCGACGAAUUUCGCACCUCGAAGAAGGACAAGCGCACUAUCAAGCAUUCCAGUUUCAUCUCCAAGAUCGAAAAGAAUUCGAAGAAGGCCCCCAAAAAGCGACGCGCGUCGAAGAAACUUGCAACAUUGAAUUCUCUGGCCGACGCGCUCCCCGACGCAGAUACCCAAGAAGACCAGCAGGAUCCCAAUAGUCAAGUCAACAUCAUCAAGCAAAAGACGUUGAAGCAUAAACCAGGAGCGGAGAAGCAUUUCGGAAACCAGUCAUGGUCUAGCAGCUAUGAGCCCGGGCUUCCCACAGCUGGUCCCCUGGGCGCGACUCCGGCUUUCGGAGCUCCCCGAAUCACGCCGCGAGUAUUGAAGCAGUAUCUCGACCAGUUCGUUGUGGGACAGGAUCGUGCGAAGAAGAUACUCAGUGUUGCUGUAUACAAUCACUACCAGCGCGUGCAAGAAUUGCAACGACGAGGAGAGGAAGCCGAGGAGGAACAAGCCAAACGUGAGCGGAGAGAAGCUCUUGAGGGCCACCCGGUAGAGGACCUACCGGAGCUCGUCGAUACGGCACCGCUACAACUCGAAAAGUCCAACAUCCUCCUCAUGGGUCCAUCUGGUGUAGGAAAGACAUUGAUGGCAAAGACGCUGGCUAGAGUGCUUUCUGUCCCUUUUAGCAUCUCCGACUGCACGUCGAUCACCCAAGCCGGUUAUAUCGGAGAGGACGCCGAGGCGUGCGUCCACAGGCUAUUAGCGGCCUCCAAUUAUAAUGUUGAGCAAGCAGAGCGUGGUAUAAUUGUACUAGAUGAAGUGGACAAGCUUGCAGCAGCCAAGGUCAGCCAUGGCAAGGAUGUUAGUGGGGAGGGUGCGCAGCAGGCCCUUUUGAAGAUCAUCGAGGGCACAACAGUACAGGUCCAGGCGAAACAAGAACGCAACUCUCCUCAUACUGGAGGCACACCAAAUACCUACCCAUCCAACAGUCCACUUGGGAAUCCUCCAAAUUCGGGGGGCCAACCAGCAAAGGGAGAGGUUUACAACGUACGCACAGAUAACAUCCUGUUCGUAUUCUCCGGUGCGUUCGUUGGUCUGCACAAGGUGAUCAUGGAUCGGAUAUCACGCGGUUCGAUUGGUUUCGGACAGCCCGUUCGAUCAGCAACCAGCACGGGUGAUCGUCCCGGGGAAGCAGGUUCAGGGAAUAACCAGCCCGUUCCCAUCCUGCCGGGCUCAGAGGAGGAAGAGUUAUACAAGAAACAUCUUCCGUUCUUUACACCACCUUCAAUCGCAUCGCCUGAUAGCGAACCAAGCUACUUCAACUCGCUGGACCUUGUCACCCCUACCGACUUACAGAACUAUGGCUUCAUCCCCGAAUUAGUAGGUCGUGUACCUGUUACAGCCGCCCUCGCCACCCUAACACAAGCCCUCCUUGUCCGCAUCCUGACUGAACCCCGCAACUCAUUAUUGGCACAAUACACCGCUCUCUUCUCGCUAUCCGGCAUCGAACUCCGCUUCACCACCCUGGCUUUGCACAAGGUCGCCGCCAACGCCUUCCAAAUGGGAACUGGGGCGCGCGCUCUCCGUACAGAAAUGGAGACGAUCCUCAGCGACGCGAUGUUCGAAGCGCCAGGCUCUAGUGUGAAAUUCGUGCUUGUCACGGAAGCCGUCGCAGACCGCGAAGAGAAGCCCAUUUAUCUGGCGCGCGGCCAGGGUGGAAAGUUCCACUCGAUGAUUGCGACAGAGGAGAGUCAGUGGGAAGAGAAGGUUCAGCGAGAGAAGAAGGACAAGGAAUUUAAGGCAAAGGCUCAGUCAAAGGAGGGGAUUGACUUCACGUCGAAUUAUCGCGAAGAACAAUCUCACGCUUCGGGAUCCUGA
Molecule: messenger RNA, 1911 nt
Organism: Aspergillus ruber CBS 135680
Lineage: Eukaryota; Fungi; Ascomycota; Eurotiomycetes; Eurotiales; Aspergillaceae
Product: ATP-dependent Clp protease
Exons: 4
Coding region: 1-1911 (636 amino acids)
Biological process (GO): maturation of SSU-rRNA from tricistronic rRNA transcript (SSU-rRNA, 5.8S rRNA, LSU-rRNA); proteolysis; protein catabolic process
Cellular component (GO): mitochondrial matrix; nucleolus; preribosome, small subunit precursor
Molecular function (GO): ATP binding; ATP hydrolysis activity
Source: RefSeq, a predicted model, not a curated record